GGCCGUAUUCAUGUUCCAAAUGUAGCAAAUGCUUUUCCUCACCAAUCAGAUGUCCUCACACAUGAGAGAAUCCACGCGGUGGGGAAGCCCUAUUCCUGUCCCGAAGUUCACGCCAUAAAAAAGUCACACUCCUGUCCUGAAUGUGGGAAGAACCCGAACUCCUGUUCUGAAUGCGACCUGUAUUCGUGUUCAGAGUGCGGGAAAAGUUUUCCCUACAAGUCAACCCUGAUCUUACACAAGAGGGUCCACACGGGGGAGAAGCCCUUCUCCUGCUCAGAGUGCGGGAAACGUUUUCUAAAUAAAUGGGCCCUCAUUGUACAUGAAAGGACUCACACGGGGGAGAAGUCCUAUGCGUGUUUCAAGUGCGGCAAAUGCUUCUUUAACGUGGCAUCUCUGAACAUACACGAAAAAGGCCACACGGGGGAAAGGCCGUAUCCCUGCUCAGUGUGCGGGAAAGGUUUUCUACAAAAAUGGACCCUCGCUGUACAUAAACGGAUUCACACGGGGGAGAAGCCCUACUCGUGCUCGGAAUGCGGCAAGCAAUUCUCCGACAAGUCGUAUCUCAUCAGCCACAGAAGAGUUCACUGCGGGGAGAAGCCCUAUGCCUGUUCCAUGUGUGGGAAACGUUUCUUCCACAAAUCAAGCCUGACCGCCCAUGAAAAAGUUCACUGCGGGGAGAAGCCCUAUCCCUGUUUUGAGUGUGGGAAAUGUUUCUCCAGUGACACGGCUCUUGCCCUCCACAGACGUGUUCAUAAACAAAAGAAGCCGCAUGUCUGUUCAGAGUGCGGAAAGUGUUUUCCUCAAAAAUCUUCUCUCGUUGCACACAACCGAAUCCACACGGGGGAAAAACCAUUCUCCUGCUCUAGUUGCGGGAAGUGUUUCAACCACACAUCGUCCCUUAGUGCCCAUAAAAGGCUUCACACUGGAGAGAGACCUUAUUCCUGUUCCCUGUGCGGGAGGUCUUUUUCACAGAGAUCGGCUCUGAUCAGACAUGAAACGGUCCACACGGGAAAGAAGCCUUAUGCCUGUUCCGAGUGCGGGAAAUGUUUUUCCCACAAAUCGGCCGUCAUCGUACACGAAAGGAUUCAUACCGGGGAAAAGCCAUAUCCGUGUUCAGGUUGCAGCAAACGGUUUUCUCAGCGGUCUUCUCUUAUCAAACAUGAGAGAGUUCACACGGGAGAGAGGCCAUAUUUCUGCUCGGAGUGCGGGAAACGUUUCUCACAGAAAUCACAUCUCAUAGCCCAUAGCAAACUUCACUUGGGGGACAGCCAUAUAUUUGCCCCAAAUCUGGAAAAUGAGCUUCCAAUAAACUAG
Staurois parvus is the source of this 1314-nucleotide messenger RNA. The record is from the annotation of a GenBank genome assembly. NCBI's taxonomy places the organism in Eukaryota, Metazoa, Chordata, Amphibia, Anura, Ranidae.